AUGGCGGAAGACGAUUCCAAAGGAGACGUCAAGCGGCCAGUCGAGGAAGGUUGGGAGACUGCUCGCCCGAAGAAGAAGCGGAAAGCCGCGCAAAUCCUGGCCGUGGACAUCAACGGUUCUUACAGCCCGGGAUUGGCAGAUGUUCAGAGCUUGCUCCUGCGUAUCUUCACCGAGCAGUACGGCGAAAACCCUCGCUGGCUCUGCGUUCGGGGGAUGAACCUCGUGAAAUGCUGCAGAGUCGUUCUCCUUCCAUGUCUCGAGAGCACGGUCGUGCUCAAUCGGCCUGCAUCAGCGCCUUUCCUCACAUCUCUCCUUCGCAGCAAAAACCGCGUUGCGAUGAAGACGUCGUCUGAAGUGGAGCACUUCCCAAAGGACCAGGGAGCAGCCGAUGCCGGUUCACGGAUGCUGCUUUCUUUGCUGGCAGCCAGAGCCAAGCCCACGGUGGCCAAAAAGGCGAAAGCGCCGGCCAAAGUUCAGCCGGGUGCCAGCGAGGCGAAAGUACCAAUCAGAGAUUACCUUGUUUCGGAAGAAGCGCGAAAUCGAAGUGGCUAUCCGGACAAGAGCUUCUGCGGCAAGCCAGGAUGGAUAGUCCUCCCUGAGCGGUCUGACCUGGGAGAAGGACAGCUCCCGGGCGAGCACGCUGAUGAGCAAGCAAGCCUCGAUCCAGACGCGAAGCACUUGGCGGCCUUAGAUUGCGAGAUGGUCAUGCUGCUUGCCUUGGCAAGCGACACCUUCGGGCUCCCUGGUGGCGAGCUGGCAUAG
This is a messenger RNA of Symbiodinium necroappetens, 762 nucleotides long. Lineage: Eukaryota; Dinophyceae; Suessiales; Symbiodiniaceae. The record is from the annotation of a GenBank genome assembly.